CAAAACUAGCCGUUUGUGUUUUGUACCAAGAAGAGGCUUUCUUUGUAGUUUGCACCAAUCCACCUGACAAUUGUUUACAGUUUUUGUUCUCUCUCUCUCUCUCUCUCUCUCUCUCUCUCUCUCUCUCUCUCUCUCUCUCUCUCUCUCUCUCUCUCUCUCUCUCUCUCUCUCUCUCUCUCUCUCUCUCUUACCAACACAAGAUUCCUCAAUACCCCGCGCCCCACUCACUCAUUCAUAUGACCAACAUCACGUGCUUCUUCUCUGUUUUUUUGUUCCUGAUUUCUCUCUCUUCCCUAUUACAUAUUCAUCAUCCAUAACUCUUCUUCUACUGUUUCAUUUCUAUGAUCUAUUCUCACUCACCACACUCUCUUCUCUAACAUUUCAAAAACAGUGUCUUUAUGGACACUUCUACUACAGAGAAGAACAACAACACCAACACUCACCAAAUUUUGCAACUUGGGAUGAGAAAUGCAGCAAAAAGACACAAUUUUUACACCAACCCACUUCAUUUUUUCAGGUUAAUUUUCAUUUGCAUCUUCUGGGUCAAUUUUCUAUGGCUUCCUAUGAAGCCAGUUUUGUGUGAAGAGCAUUGGGAUGGAGUUGUUGUAACACAGUCAAAUUUCUUAGCACUUCAAGCAUUCAAAGAAGAGUUAAUUGAUCCAAAAGGGUACUUGAAAACAUGGAAUGAUAGUGGCUUUGGAGCUUGUUCUGGAGCUUGGGCUGGAAUCAAGUGUGCUCAAGGACAAGUUAUUGUAAUUCAGCUUCCAUGGAAAGGAUUAAAGGGUAAAAUCACUGAUAGGAUUGGUCAACUUGAAGGUCUUAGAAAGCUUAGUCUUCAUAAUAAUCAAAUUAGUGGUUCAAUCCCUUCAUCAUUAGGACUUUUAAUCAAUCUUAGAGGAGUUCAACUCUUUAAUAAUAGGUUAACAGGUUCAAUCCCUCCUUCAUUAGGUUAUUGUCCUAUGCUUCAAUCUUUAGAUUUUAGUAACAAUUUGCUCACAGGUACAAUCCCUGAGAGCUUUGGAAAUGCCACUAAGCUUUAUUGGCUUAACAUAAGUUUCAAUUCAUUGUCUGGUUCAAUACCAACUAGUUUAACUAGCUUGAAUUCUCUCACUUUCAUAUCUCUUCAACACAAUAAUCUCUCAGGUUCUGUCCCUAAUUCAUGGGGUGGUAGCUUGAAAAAUGGAUUCUUUAGGCUUCAAAAUCUUGUAUUGGAUCAUAACUUCUUGACAGGAACAAUUCCUGCUUCUUUAGGUAACUUAAGAGAACUUAGAGAGAUUUCUCUUAGUCAUAACCAAUUUAGUGGCCAUAUUCCUCAAAGUAUUGGUAACAUUUCAAAUCUUAAACUGCUUGAUUUGUCAUUGAAUAAUCUCAGUGGAGAAAUUCCCAUUUCUUUUGAUAAUCUUGAUAGUCUUAAUUUCUUCAAUGUUUCUCAUAAUAACCUCUCCGGUCCCGUUCCAACUUUACUAGCACAGAAAUUUAACUCGAGCUCGUUUGUCGGAAAUAUUCAAUUAUGUGGUUAUAGUCCUUCCACUCAAUGUCCCUCUGUAGCUCCUUCUGAAGUACCUGCAGCACCUUCAGAAGCACCGAAACACCGCCAUCACAAGAAACUAGGUACGAAAGACAUAAUCCUCAUUGUAGCAGGAGUGCUCCUUGUACUCCUGAUAAUAGUCUGCUGCAUUCUGCUCUUCUGUCUGUUCCGAAAAAGGAAAACAUCGAAUGCCGAGGGUGGACAGGCUACAGCGAGAGCAGCAGCUGCUGCUGGAAGGACAGGAAAAGGAGUCCCUCCUAUCGGUGGAGAAGUUGAAACGGGCGGUGACGCUGGAGGCAAACUGGUUCAUUUUGAUGGACCAUUGGCUUUUACAGCUGACGAUCUCCUGUGUGCGACGGCCGAGAUAAUGGGAAAGAGCACAUAUGGAACAGUGUAUAAGGCAACAUUAGAGGAUGGUAGUCAAGCUGCGGUGAAACGAUUGAGGGAAAAAAUCACCAAGAACCAAAGAGAUUUUGAAUCUGAAGUUAGUGUUCUAGGGAGAAUUAGACAUCCAAAUCUUUUGGCAAUGAGAGCCUAUUACUUGGGACCUAAAGGAGAAAAGCUUCUGGUUUUCGAUUAUAUGCCUAAAGGAAGUCUUGCUUCUUUCCUACAUGCUCAUGGACCUGAAAUAAGAAUUGAUUGGCCAAUAAGGAUGAACAUAGCACAGGGCAUGGCUCGCGGCUUGUUAUACCUACAUUCACAUGAGAACAUUAUACAUGGGAACCUAACUUCAAGCAAUGUAUUGCUUGAUGAGAACAUAAAUGCAAAAAUAGCAGAUUUUGGUCUAUCAAGGUUGAUGACAACUGCUGCCAACUCAAAUGUAAUUGCUACUGCCGGAGCAUUAGGAUACCGAGCUCCCGAGCUAUCGAAACUGAAAAAAGCAAACACAAAAACUGAUGUAUACAGUCUUGGUGUAAUCUUGUUAGAACUCCUAACAAGGAAGCCACCUGGUGAGGCACUGAAUGGUGUUGAUUUACCUCAGUGGGUUGCCUCUAUUGUUAAAGAGGAGUGGACAAAUGAAGUUUUCGACGUCGAUUUGAUGAGAGAUUCAUCUACAAAUGGUGAUGAAUUGCUAAACACUUUGAAGCUUGCUUUGCACUGUGUUGAUCCUUCUCCAUCAGCACGGCCCGAAGUUCAGCUGAUACUUCAGCAGCUAGAAGAGAUUAGACCACAGCUAUCAUCAGCCAUUUCUAGUGAUGAAGGAGCUAUCCCUUCAACAAGUGAAUAAAUUGCAUCAUGUUUUGCAAUUUUUUAUUUUUGUUUCUCCUUAGUUUUAGAUGAUCAUUAGGAUAGUAUUAUGUUAUUCUUUCAUUCUUAUAUGAAUUAAAUUUUUUGCCUGAGUGUGUAUGUAUAUACUGAUGUGUGUGUUUUGAUUCAGUGAGUGUUUCCUCUUUAACACUUAAUCAUUUCAUAAUGGAAACUAGUUUUGUUCAA
Trifolium pratense (red clover) is the source of this 2962-nucleotide messenger RNA. Its product is annotated as probable leucine-rich repeat receptor-like protein kinase IMK3. Gene Ontology annotation, molecular function: protein binding; ATP binding; protein kinase activity. Lineage: Eukaryota; Viridiplantae; Streptophyta; Magnoliopsida; Fabales; Fabaceae. The record is from RefSeq and is a predicted model, not a curated record. The coding region runs from base 399 to 2756 and encodes 785 amino acids. The transcript has 3 exons. Gene Ontology annotation, biological process: protein phosphorylation.